AUGAAAACACCAUACCUAGUACUCAGCUUCGCUGCCCUCACAACGGCGUUAUCAAUUCCAUCUCCGCUACAACAUUUCCUCAGUGGAAAUGGCAUCGCCACCCCUCAAAACAGCCUCGACAUCAAGAAACCGUCCUCCAACGACCUAGCCCAUAUCAUUGACUCGUCCCCUCUUCUCUCUUUUCAUCGUGAUAUCACCAAGAUCGAAUCUAUCAGUGGCAACGAGAAGAACGUCGGUUCCUUCAUUAUCGACUUCCUCGCCUCGCGCAACUUCACCGUCGAGAAACAGAUCGUCGAACCACAAUCUGACACCACACCCGAGCGCUUCAAUAUCUACGCCUACACUGGGGAGGACCGACACCCGGAUAUCAUCCUAACCAGCCACAUCGACACGGUCCCGCCCUUCAUCCCUUACUCUCUCCACGCACCCACCAACUCGAAGUCAAACCCAGCCUCGACAUCUUUCGCGCGAGAAGAUCUCCUCAUCGCGGGCCGCGGCUCCGUCGACGCCAAAGCUAGCGUCGCGGCCAUUGUCUUCGCCGCGCUCGAAACCCUCGCCGAGAAGCCAUCCACCUCACUCGGUCUUCUCCUCGACGUCGGCGAAGAGAACAGUGGUGUUGGCAUGAAAACGUUCUCGAGCUCUGAUCUCAACCCCUCUCCGUCUUCCUUCCACGCCAUCAUCUUCGGCGAACCGACCAAUCUCUCCCUCAUCGCGGGCCACAAAGGCGCGCUGGGAUUCCGACUCGUCGCGACCGGUAAGGCCGCGCACUCAGGAUACCCGUGGCUCGGAAAGAGCGCGAUAUCAGCUAUUCUGCCUGUUCUGUCGCACCUGGAUACAUUGCAGACGACUCCGUCCGAGGAAGGCGGGCUCCUGCGCAGCGACAUUCUCGGUAACUCAACCCUGAACAUCGGGACUGUGAUCGGCGGGGUCGCGCAUAACGUUGUUCCUGCGUCUGCAGAGGCAGGCAUCGCAAUCCGUCUAGCAGCUGGCACACCUGACGACACGAGACGGAUUAUCGAGAAGGCCGUGGAGGAUGUUACGGGCGGGGAUGGGAGUGUUUACGCGGACUUUUAUAAGGCAGGGUUUGCACCGCAGCAUCUCGAUGCCGAUGUCGAUGGGUUUGAUGUGAUUACCGUCAAUUAUGGAACGGAUGUGCCUGCGCUGGAGGUACAUGAACGAGAGGAUGGGGGAAGAGUGAAGAGGUAUUUGUAUGGGCCUGGAAGUUUCUAUGUGCCGCAUAGUAACCAUGAGGCAAUUACUGUGGGCGAGAUUGAGGAGGCUGUUAGAGGUUAUAAGAAGCUGAUUUUGGCUACGGCAGAGAGGCAUGAAAGUGAGUUGGAGUGA
Molecule: messenger RNA, 1344 nt
Organism: Aspergillus affinis
Lineage: Eukaryota; Fungi; Ascomycota; Eurotiomycetes; Eurotiales; Aspergillaceae
Product: M20 family metallopeptidase
Exons: 1
Coding region: 1-1344 (447 amino acids)
Molecular function (GO): hydrolase activity
Source: RefSeq, a predicted model, not a curated record